AUGAUCCGGCAAGAGCCGAAACUCCAUUUUCUCUACGAAAAUGUGAAUCUCGACUCGUUCUUCAAACCGGAGCCAGUAUGCCAAGAAUUAGAUUUCGCUGCUUUUGAGGAUGUUCAUGCAAAAAGUGUCUUUCGAAUCGACAAAAAAGCUGACUUGGAAAUUUCCCUCCGUCGUGACGGGCCACCGGAACACACAUGGCUUGCGAGAGGACUCAUGAAAAUUGUAUUGUGGAAUGAAAACUUUGAAAUUGAUGGCUCUUAUCCAGCUAUAUUCUGCAAUGAAAAACCAUUCCAUAUGAUUGAUUUAAUGAGUCGAAAAGCUCUUCGAUCGGAAGUUGGAGACGACAUCUUCAAUGUUGAAAUCUCUAUUAAAUUCGAUAAGUGGGAAGGUCUGAAAGUAAUGAAACUCUUCCAAUUCGAUCAUCGGUAUUUGGAUUCUAACUUGAAUUUGAAUGUUCAAGGGCAAGAUUUUUAUGUGAGAUCGAAGACUCUCUUCAAGGAGAUUCCGGCGUUCCGUGAGUAUUUGGAGCAGAACUUCGAGCCAGGAACCAAGAAAUACGAACUGAAUGAAUUGCAAGGAGAGAAAAGUGUUGCAGCAUUCAAUACUAUGCUUCAAGUCGCAUUCCGCUGUACUUUCAUUACAAACAUCCAUGAAGUCGGAGAAUUGCUCUCUCUUGCAUUCCGUUUCGACUAUCCAACUCUGAAACAAAAAUGCGAAUAUUAUUUGAUUAAUGAACCAGAGACGAACUGGAUGGAGAAGUUGGUGUUCGCUGAUUUGUACAAUCUUUUGUUGCUCAAGCACCACGUGUUCUCUCACACCAUCGGUCUCGCUCAAGUUUACAAAAAUCUUCAUUUGAAUCGUCUCCUUGAAACUUCGACUCUCCGUUCAAUUCUGUCGAAAGUGACUGAAUUGAAGAAACUCAAGAAGUACGAAGAUGCUCCGUCGACUGGUUGGAAUCCACUCUGCCUCUCUGAAAUAACUGAAAAUCGCUGGGGAAGAAUGAAGAGAAAUCCAUUGUGUGCAAAUGCUCCGGAACCUGAUGUAACAGCUACUUUUGAGAGAUUUGAAAGCACUUUUAUGCCAAAACACUUCGGAGUUGAACUGAUUACUCCCGAGUUUUCUUUUGUAGAGAGCACUAUGAGUCUGUUCUCUUACAAAGUCCAACUCGGUCCAGAUCAUCGUCUCCUUUUCAAAAUAGACUGGAAUGACGUCAGAACUGGAAACUUCGUUUGGUCUGUUGGUGCAUCCGUGUUCCUUCGUCUUCAAUAUCUUGGUUCUGAGAAAUGGGAAUAUUCGGAGAGAAUCAGAUUUGAUAAUGAUCAUCCGACUAUCUUCUUCGAUGGUAUUCAUAUUCAGAAAGUAUUCCCAGGAGGUGUAGAACACCUUCUCGAUGGAUUGGGGAAAAAUUCAACUCUUCCAAAAGUGGAGAUUAUGAUUGUCGUUGAGAGCAUCAAGGGAUUGGAGUUAAUUCCAGUUGAAAAUAGUUUGGAAGCUAUUGAAGAAAUGGACGAUGAAUGGAUUCUCCAACCAUCAAGAAACCAUCCGAUCGUAUGUUGUGGAAAGUAUCUCUACGUGGAUAAAGAGGUUCUUCGUUCGAAGUCUCGAGUGUUCACCAAGAUCUUCGAACAAACCUACGAACCAAUAACCAUUCCAAUGUCAUUCGAAAAAUUCGAGAGUUUCUCCUCACUUCUUGAUAUUCUUCACGGCGAAGACGUCUUCUUCAACUAUCAAAAUGUCUUCCAUAUAAUUGAAUUAUCUCGUGCUUUUGAAACUGAAGAAGUCCUACUGAGAGGAGUUGAUUGGCUUAUCGAAGAGCCAGGAAUGGAGAAAUUGGAGAAAUUGGAAGCUGCUGACAAGUAUUCAAUUCCAGAACUCCAGAGACACAUGACCGAGAGUAUUGUAGAUGUUGAUGAGUUAUAUGCAAUGUUUAAAAAUCCGAAUAGAUUCAGUCGUCGGAUGCUUCAGAUUCUCAUAGAACGCCUUAUGAAUCUUCCAAUUCCAGCAUCAGAUGAAGAUAGAGAAUUCGAAUAG
Messenger RNA from Caenorhabditis remanei, 2031 nucleotides. RefSeq lists its product as uncharacterized. The record is from RefSeq and is a predicted model, not a curated record. Gene Ontology annotation, molecular function: protein binding. NCBI's taxonomy places the organism in Eukaryota, Metazoa, Nematoda, Chromadorea, Rhabditida, Rhabditidae. The transcript has 7 exons. The coding region runs from base 1 to 2031 and encodes 676 amino acids.